Molecule: messenger RNA, 1170 nt
Organism: Ustilago hordei
Lineage: Eukaryota; Fungi; Basidiomycota; Ustilaginomycetes; Ustilaginales; Ustilaginaceae
Exons: 1
Coding region: 1-1170 (389 amino acids)
Biological process (GO): mitochondrial respiratory chain complex I assembly; iron-sulfur cluster assembly
Cellular component (GO): mitochondrion
Molecular function (GO): ATP-dependent FeS chaperone activity; ATP binding; 4 iron, 4 sulfur cluster binding
Source: RefSeq, a predicted model, not a curated record
AUGGCUUCGCAUCAAGCUCUCAGAGCUGUGCCUCGAGCUGCCAGCGCCGCACCAUCGACGCUGCCACCUUCGACCACACGGUCCGUAUGGCCGCUCGCAGGACCAUCGAGACGACCCUUCUGCUCAAGUACUACCUACCGGUCUCACGAGAACCCUCUCGGCCUACCACGCAACAACCAAGGCAUACCUCCGACCAUGCCUCGCCGAGGUUCCGGCCCACCACAGCCACGUCGUAUCCCCAAUGUCAAACACAUCAUCUGCGUCUCGUCCGGCAAAGGCGGUGUCGGAAAGUCGACCAUUUCCGCCAACCUUGCCGCCGCACUCUCGCUCACACAGCCCUCCUCGUCAUCACGAAAGCCGAGAGUAGGCCUGUUAGACCUCGACAUCUUUGGACCGAGCGUACCCAAGCUCAUGGGAUUGGAAGGCAUGGGAGAGCCAGAAUUGACAUCCUACGGCGGAUUAAUACCGAUGAAGAAUCACGGUGUCAGCUGUAUGUCUAUGGGCUUCUUACUCGGCAACAACGCUCCCCGCUCCACCGCAGCAGGGGAUGAGGCUGUGGAGGAAGAAGAAAGAGUGGUAGCUUGGAGAGGAAUGAUGGUGAUGAAAGCUACUCAACAAUUGUUAUUUGACGUUGAUUGGAGGCUGAAUCCUCACGCACCGGCACCUUCUGCACCUCCGACCGAGAUCGACACUUUGAACGGACCACUGGACGUUCUUGUGAUUGACAUGCCACCAGGUACAGGAGACGUCGCUCUCUCGCUAGCUCAACUCGUCAAAGUGGAUCAGGCGCUUAUUGUCACCACCCCGCAAGAAGUCGCACUGCUGGAUGCGAAAAAGGGCGUUAGCAUGUUCAAGAAGACCAAUGUUCCGAUCGCAGGCUUGGUGCUGAAUAUGAGCCACUUCAUAAGCCCAGAUACAGGUAGAACUUUUGAGCUAUUUGGCAAGUCGACAGCGGUGGAGCAGUAUGCGGCGAGAGAAAAGUUAGAUGUGUUGGCAAGGAUACCGCUGCAGCCGCAGUUGAGUGCAGGUGGGGACGAGGGGAUACCUGUAACGCUGAGAGACAAGUUGCCGACGUUUGAAACGGAGAAGCCAGGGUCAGAGCAGCCGAAUCACAUCCGAACAGCGUUCCUUGAGCUCUCUCAGAAGAUGUGGUCUCGAUUAGGGCAGUAA